Messenger RNA from Musca vetustissima, 1170 nucleotides. Its product is annotated as odorant receptor 67d-like. Gene Ontology annotation, cellular component: plasma membrane. Gene Ontology annotation, molecular function: odorant binding; olfactory receptor activity. The coding region runs from base 1 to 1170 and encodes 389 amino acids. The transcript is spliced from 4 exons. The record is from RefSeq and is a predicted model, not a curated record. Gene Ontology annotation, biological process: detection of chemical stimulus involved in sensory perception of smell; sensory perception of smell. NCBI's taxonomy places the organism in Eukaryota, Metazoa, Arthropoda, Insecta, Diptera, Muscidae.
AUGCCACAUCGCCAAUCGGAUCGAUUUAAGGCUAUUGUUCGCAUAACGAAAAUAUGUGCGGACAUAUGUGGCGCCAACGUAUUGGAACAUGACUAUCAUAUCAAUAUUCGAACGGUACUGGUUUUUAUGGUAAUCACUCUAUCCUUUGGCUUUAUGUCCUACACCAUAUAUGAUGGAUUCGUUGUACAGGAUGAUUGGAAAAUAAUACUGCAGGUUCUAAGUAUUGGUGGCGGUACCCUGGUACAGGGCUUUGUCAAACUACUCAACUGCAUUCUAGAACAGAAAAAUUUCCGCUAUCUUCUCGGGGAGCUCUAUGACAUCUACGAGGAUUACGAAUUAAAGCACAUCGGCUAUCAACGCUCUCUGAACAAGGGCAUACACUUGCUAUCGUACAUCAUGAAAUUGUGUGCAUUUAUUGUCGCUUUACUGGUGCUGGGAAUGACAAUUAUGACAGUUAUUCGAUCUCUGGUAUUCAAUGCGAAUGACUUGAUUGUCCAGUGUCUGGUACCAUUUGUAGAUGCCACAACCCCAAAGGGUUUUUUCUGGACCUGUGCUAUACAAGUUGUGUUUAUAGCCGUGGGUGGUUUUGGCUUUUAUGCCGGAGAUAUGGCAUUUUUUACACCGGUAACACAAAUUGUAACAUUUCGCGAUAUACUUCGUUGCAAAUUUCAAGAUUUGAAUGAAAUUUUGUUGACAUUUCCUGCCAAUGAGAAGAAAUCUACUGAAAUGUUAAAGGAUAUUAUACAAUUCCAUCAGCGAUAUAUGAAGUUUCUAGCCACCACCCAAGAUAGCUACUUCAUGGUUAUUCUGGUGCAAAUUGCUACAUAUUCCAUGGGUAUUGUUUGUACCAUAUUUUGUAUACUACUGGGUACUUGGCCCGGAGGUUAUGUCUAUAUGACAUAUUGUCUUGUAAUGAUGUAUGUUUAUUGUGGCAUCGGGACGUUGGUGUAUGUAACGAAUGAUGGCAUUAUCGAUAGCUGCUAUAACGAUGUUAAUUGGUAUGAUUUGUCGGUUUCGCAGCAGAAGCUGUUACGAAUCAUGUUGAGAAUGGCUCAAAAUACACCGGGAUUAACAAUUGGCUCGGUGUUGCCCUUAUCAAUGAACACGGGUCUACAGGUGACCAAAUCUAUUUAUUCAAUGGCAAUGAUGUUGUUCCAGUUUGCAGAAUAG